Messenger RNA from Lolium perenne, 4445 nucleotides. Its product is annotated as pentatricopeptide repeat-containing protein At5g66631. Gene Ontology annotation, molecular function: protein binding. The record is from RefSeq and is a predicted model, not a curated record. Gene Ontology annotation, biological process: meristem maintenance; meristem development. NCBI's taxonomy places the organism in Eukaryota, Viridiplantae, Streptophyta, Magnoliopsida, Poales, Poaceae.
AAACUGCUUUCGUAUCACAGCCUCCUUUGAUUCUAUCGUGUUCCCUGCCAUCUGUCUGCUGUAGUUGAGUCAUCACAUUAAUGAAAUUAGUCAAAAUGACGCCUGUGUGUUUCUUGGUGUAAGAAGCUGUUGUCUGAAGGAAGGACAUGAUGGUUAGCGAGUUCAACAGUUCAUAGCUCCACAAACUCUAACACUGGGUGGCUCCAGAAGCGGCAGGUUGCAAACAGUGAUGGAGAAAUUGUCUUAGAUGGCGUAUAAGUUCCCCACGGCUCACCAUUAGGUAGCUGCAUUGCAGGUCUACAACGACCACAUGAUUCCCCAGAAAAGGUGUCGUGUGAUUGCUUCAAUCAGGCUACAAAGAUCGCCCGCAACCGGUACCAUCCCAGGUCUGAUGUCCCCCCACUUCUCUGUUGUUUUGUAUCCGUGGCGUGUGCUCAGCCCUGCACCUUGAGGUGGUGUUUAUGUUAGUCCAAGGAACCAUAAUGUUGUAGCACGGAAUUGUGCAUUGCAGUCGAUGCAUCUCCUUAGCCAUGGCUGCAAUUUGCAAAUCAUCUACUGAUGCUCAGGCUGUCAAACCCACGAUACCUCAAGCGAAAUCAGCGGGCGAUGGGGGGUAGGCACGACGGCGACGGGGGGAGAUGUCCCUAGUUCGGCUCUGGCCGUGGCAGCGGGAGGCUCUAGGAGUUUCUCUUGGGCAUCAGAGUCGAAGAAGACAAAGGCAAAGCUUGAAGGAGACAAAAGGCAAAGCUUGAAUCGAAAAAAGAGAAGUCGAUGACCAAGAUUUAGAGGCCUAUAUAAUUUGAGAAAAUUUGUUGAAGGACAUCAUUAUUUUCUAACGUUUGCCAAAACACACCGUCGUGUUUUUGCUAGGUAGCAUUACAAUUGUGUGACACAUGUGCCAGAGCACACCACCUAUCCAAAAAAGGAAAAAUUGCACUUUUGGCUGAGAUGACCAUGCUAUGACUAAUUUUGAAGAAAGUGUCAAACAUUUUUUUUGAACAGGUAGUGUGUUUUAGUAUGUGUCACAAAAUUAUAAUGGUACAAUCAGACAAUGUGUUUUAGCAAACGACAUAAAAUAAUGGUUUAUCCUGUAGCAAAAAUUCCCCUAAUAAUUUUUCUUUGGAGGCCCAACAAAAUACGGCUUAUGCUAGAUUUUAGCUUCCGGCCCAGUCCCUACUUUAUACAGAUCUGGCCCUUUACGGAGUCAGCUGCUCCUGGAGUUGUUGUAAAGCUCCAUUUUUUUGAGCUGGGAAGGCCAUCUGGUGUCCCUCGCCGCCGCCGGCCGCCGGCCGCCGUCUCCUCUCCCACGCCAUGUCCUCUCCCGGCAGCCGCGUAGCCACCUAUUUCCGCCGCGCGCGCCUCAUCGACGAGCUGCGCCUCAGCCUCCGCUCCCCAUCCUCCUCCCCGCCGCCGCCACCCGACGACCCGGUGGUCGCCUUCUACGCUAUCCGCGCCGCGCCCACGGCGGCGUCGGCUCUCGCAUUCUUCCGCGCCAUCCCCACUCCGGCGCCGCUCCCGCUCUUCCAGGCUCUCGCCGCCCGCCUCGCCAACCCCGCGUCCCUCCCGGACCUCCACUCCCUCCUCGCCUCCUUCCCCCUGCCCCCUCCCCCGCUCCUGCGCCUCCGCCUCCUCGCCGCCGCCGGGGACCACCCGGCCGCCCUCGCCGCCUUCGCCUCCGUCCCGGCCGACCCGCACCGCCCCACCGACGCGCACAACCUCGUCAUCCGCCUCCACGCCGGCGCCGGGAACCACGCCGCCGCCGUCGACGCGUUCGGCGCCAUGGUCCGCGAGGGCGCGCUCCCCAACACGCGCACCUACACCAUCCUCCUCCACCACCUCGCGGCCGCGGGAUUCGUCGACCAGGCGCUCGAGGUGUUCCGGCUCCUGCCGUCGCUGCGCGUGCCACGUAUCCCCCAGCAGUACAACGUGCUCGCCGAGGCGCUCGCGUCGGCCGGCAGGUUCGACCGGCUCCGGUGGCUGGUCCGCGAGAUGGUGGCCGUCGAUGGCAUCAUGCCCGGGCGGCAGAUGCGGGCCGCCAUCGCCGCCAUGAGGAAAGCCGGCCACACGGAGGGCACGGAGGGUUUCUUCGAGGAGCUCUCGCCGAGCCGGUACGCCGUGUGCGACUCCGAGGGCGAGGGAGAUAGCGAGGAGGAAGCGGAGGAUGGUGAUACGGAUCAGUGCGGAGCUAAUAAGGAGACGCAGCAGCUGAAGCCAUGGCUGCACCCACGGGAGCUAGCGAGGGCGCUGGAAGGCUGGCACCCUGAGGACGUGGCGGAGCUGGAGGCGGCCGGGAUUGUCUGGACGCCGCUGCUGGUGAGAAAGCUCCUGAGCAAUUUCAGGAAGGCGACAACGGCGUGGAAGUUCUUCUGCUGGGUGGCAUGCCGCCCAGGCAGCAGCUUUAGGCACGACCUCCACACCGUGGCGAGGAUGAUCGGCAUCUUUGCCUGCGCCGGCAAAAUUGAGCUGGCGGAGGGCCUGCUCGCCAAGGUGCGCACCGACGGUAUCUUCCUCCCGUUCGUCACCGUGCGGCGAAUCAUCAACUUCUAUGGGCACUCCAAGAAGGCCAACGCGGCGGUGCGGGUGUUCCGGGAAGCUGACUCCAUCUGCGGCCCCGUGUCACGGCCCAACCUGGCGCUGCUCUGCUCAUCGCUGCUGUGGGCGUUGCUGAAAUGCCACCAGGGCCGCUACGCCACUGAACUUCUGGAGGAGAUGGUGGCGAUGCGGGGCGUGGUCCCGGACCUGCAGACCAUCUCGGGUAUGAUGGAGCACGUGGCUGGCGCGGGCAGCCUGAAGGGCGUGCACAGGCUUCUCGGGCUGGUGCGGCAGUGUGAGCUGCGCCCCGACGGGCACAUGUAUGUCGUGUUGAUCAGGGCCUACUGCAAGGGAGAGCACGUGGCGCUUGCGGUCAGGCUGUUCGACGAAAUGCGUGGCGCAGGCAUCGCCACGGACUCGCCCACCGUGGCGCUGCUGGUGAAGACCCUGUGGCGGGAGGGGAAGCUACGGGAGGCAGCGCUAGUCCUGGAGAGGUGCGAUGAGAUGGUCGCGGCAUGCGGCGGCAGGGGCCUCCCAGUGGCGUGCCUGGGCCACACCACGAGGGCCGCUGAUCUUAACAAGGUGUAUGGCAUCUACUCUGGCUGCUUCGGGCAACAGCCUGAUGCAGAGAACUUGACGGCGAAUCAAGCCAUUGGUUGAUGCUCCGCUCGACUUGACAAUUCAGAUAUUAGUUGAUCCAAGAGCACGGCAGUUUCUCCAGUACUUCACAAAUGAGUUUGACUUAUUAACCGAUUCCCGGGUUGUAUGGAGCAUUGGAGCCCAUAAAGGGAGAAGUGCCUGGAGAAAAUACAGCUUGCACGUAUGUAUACCCAGGAUUCUCAUUUGUGGCUGACCCAAACACCUAGUUUUUCUUUUCUUUAUGGUGGAGAUUUGCACACGGAAGAGAGUGAUGCGCCCAAUUUGGUCUCCACCAGGAGUGCCCGCCACCAACACCAGUGGUAGCAUUCGUAAUGAGUGGUAGAACCUCAUCGGUAUGCUCAAAGAUGUGCCUGCUAAAUAUUAUUAUCUCCUACACUGGCCAUGCAUGAUUGUGUUCUACUAUUCAAGGAAUUUAUGGAUCGUGUAUCAGUAGCUGGCCCUAAGGUUUCGUAUGAUUUUGAAGGUGUCGCCGUGGUAGCAUUCAUAAUGAUUGGGCAGAUAAGCACUAGUGUUUUGUGGACUGUGGGAAGUCAAGGAGCAGAAUGUUAUCAAGGAAGAACGACCAUACAAUCAUGCCAACUAUAUGGUCUAAUUGCGGUGGUACAGACGGUCGAGACACAUCUGUCUCUGUAGGCCGAGGAUAAGUAAUGGUCACAAGGAUGAGGGCUUCUUUGCGUGCUUCUCAGCUCUGAUAUGCCCCCAGGGCUCAUUUGAUACACUCAGUGACCGACAAACUCACUAUCCUGGCAAAGGAGGCAACUUCUCAAAAGGGCUGCUCCAGAGGCAAAUGUAUUGCUUUCAUUGAGCGAGUCACUAGAUCAUGCGUCUAGCAUGCAUCUAGCUUGUUGGGGAACUUGGCGGAUCAUUACUUUGCGACAUUGCUGCUUCAGUUCCAUGUUCAUCGACAACAGCAAUAGUUGCAGCUAAGCCUGAGGUGGAGCACCAGAGGGAUAAGUAGAAUGGGAUAAGUUAUUCCAUUGUUCCUGAUCAUGAGACGGGAAGGCGGACUUGAAGCCAGGUUGGCCACACUCAAGUAGACAUCACAAUCUGUUUGUGGUAACCACCAGGCAAGAGAAAGAGAGUCAGACUGGGUCCAAGAUGAAAACUGGUCGGUUAGUUGUUUUGAAUUGUGGUUUCGGUGCUCAUGUUGGAUAUUCCCAUGACACCUCCUUCGGUUUUAUCGGCCUGCUGUCUGCCUGUGCUGUAAUUGAGGUAUUGCAUAAAUGAUUCCUGGACUAUUAUUUUUCUGCUUA